Zerene cesonia (dogface butterfly) is the source of this 1673-nucleotide messenger RNA. RefSeq lists its product as uncharacterized. Gene Ontology annotation, cellular component: nucleus. The transcript has 3 exons. Gene Ontology annotation, molecular function: DNA-binding transcription factor activity, RNA polymerase II-specific; RNA polymerase II cis-regulatory region sequence-specific DNA binding; protein dimerization activity. Lineage: Eukaryota; Metazoa; Arthropoda; Insecta; Lepidoptera; Pieridae. Gene Ontology annotation, biological process: regulation of neurogenesis; regulation of transcription by RNA polymerase II; anterior/posterior pattern specification. The record is from RefSeq and is a predicted model, not a curated record. Bases 53 to 1309 code for a protein of 418 amino acids.
GUCGCAGUGAGCACACGUGUGUUUUGUGUUUGUGAAUAUAUACGUAAAUAAAAUGCCGUGCAGUGAGGACGAUGACUCUCAACAUGGUUUUUCGGAACCAACACAAGGAAUGUCUAAAGCGGAGUUAAGAAAGACAAACAAGCCGAUAAUGGAAAAGAAGCGGCGCGCACGCAUCAACAAUUGCCUUAACGAAUUAAAAGAUCUUCUUAUGGAUUCCAUGGAUAAAGACCCAGCACGUCAUUCUAAACUAGAAAAAGCCGAUAUAUUGGAGAUGACUGUCAAGCACCUGCAAACACUACAGAGGCAACAACUAGCAGCUGCAAUUGCUGCCGAUCCAGCUGUUCUGCACCGCUUUAAGGCUGGCUUCGGGGACUGUGCGGUAGAAGUUCGCAGAUACCUCUCAAGAUUAGCCAGCGUACCGACGGGAAUCCGCUAUCGACUUGGAAACCACCUCAACUCUUGCAUCUCCGGCAUCGAACGACUACACCCCUCCGAAUAUGCCCCCUUAGUUCCUGAUCCAUUACGUCUAGAUGACGAAAGACCCAGCGCUUUCCAUUUCGUUAAAUCAACUAAACCAACAAGCCCCCCACUUAGCCCUCUAUCCUGUGACUCUGCUUGCGAUUCGUCUACGGAACUAGAAACACCUCCACGCCCUGUUCAGAAGUAUCCUUUCCCAACACCUCCGAGCCACUCCGCGUCAGAUCAAGACUCAAGCCCAGAACAGAAAGCAACAGUUUCGUCCACAACAAUAUCACCAGAAACCUUAAAACAGGAAGCAUUAAGAAAUAAGAAGAUAAUGGAACCCCUAUCUAUUGUGAUUGAUGUGGAGAACUACAAAAUUGGAAUCGACGCGUCGCCCAAACGCGCAGUGGAUUAUUCGAUGCGACAUAAAUAUAAACGACAUGCCGAAUCUAUAGGACCUCCUCCGAAACUCAUACGUUUGGAUGCAGAAAAGACAGUGACGAUACCCGAAAGGCAUACGAUUAUACCGAGACGCGAUGCGAAGGAAGUUUUAGAUGCCAAUAAGAAAGUUGAAGACUUGCAUUCGGCGUUCAAACAGAUUCCAGAAAGGAUAAAGUCAUACCCAGAGAUAAAGUUAACGAUUCCUCCAAGCAUACCGGCUCCCAUUGAAAUUCCUUUCGAAAGGAGACCGAAUGUGCCUAGAACUGUGAUAAGCCACACCGCGGAAUCUUUAGCACAAUCUAGUUCAACGAGUAGUGAACUCGCUAAAGAAAGAGCUGAAGCCGAUACUAGUUCAAAAUCUCCAGUUCAGGGCACUUCUAGCUCGGAAGUGUGGCGUCCUUGGUGAUUUAACUGUGAUAUAGAGUAAGGAAUACAAUUUAACAGUGUCCAAUAAGAUUCUUAUUGGAACAGAAAAGAAUAUAAAGGUGAGAUGCAUAUGCAUUGAAGUGAAAGGUUUAGAAUUGGAUGCAACAGAAUAUAUAUGCAUCUAUUUUCAUCAUAAUUUAUAAUAGAUCCUGCAUAAUGCGGUGUAUACCAAUCUUGGUAUAAUAUUUUAGUUUAUUUUUAUACGAUGUUACAUUGAAUGGUGCUAUAUAAAGCAGUUGUAACACAUUACAAUAGAAUAGAAAUAAGUUAUCUUAAGUUAUAGAAUAUAAUUCAAAGACACGUGACUUUAAGAAUUUACCUAUGUGGUAUUCUGUUUUACUAUU